Molecule: messenger RNA, 213 nt
Organism: Cutaneotrichosporon cavernicola
Lineage: Eukaryota; Fungi; Basidiomycota; Tremellomycetes; Trichosporonales; Trichosporonaceae
Exons: 2
Coding region: 1-213 (70 amino acids)
Source: RefSeq, a predicted model, not a curated record
AUGUCUGACAUCGGCCGCCAGGGACUCGGGGACAAGCUCUCCUCGGCUACGAAGCCCGACUCGCAGAAGUCUAUGCUCGAGCAGGCCGGCGACUUUGUCAAGGGCAAGGCCGACGCUGUUGCCUCGGCCGUCCAGCCCCAGCAGGAGAAGUCGACCACGCAGAAGGUUGGCGAUGCCCUCUCGUCCGACAACACGAACCGCAACGUUGCCUAG